UUCUUGCUUGAAGAUGAUAGCGAAAACUGCUGGGCAGUAGGUAUGGACCAGAUAAACAUUGAGGAUCAAAGUUUGAUUCUGUCAGUACUAUCAGACGCACAAGGUAAUACGGUCAGAGUGGAUGUUGGUCGAAGCCAGCAUGACUCAAGCAGGUCGUUACAAAAUGAUUCGUCAUUAGAGGUGUCGGACAAAGAAUUAAGAGGCCCACGAGCAGCAAAUGUAAUAAUGGAGGUCUCAAAGACAAAUAGUCCAGUUGCAUCAAUUUCUCAACAGAAGGACASAGGAGAUAGUACAACGAAGGCAUUAGUAAACACGGCUGCUCCUUCCACAGAACCCCGAGAGUACUUCAAAUGUGGUUGACAAUAUAGAGGUCAAUGUUAUGAAGAACCUAAUUAAUACCCAGAGGKAGACCAUUGCAACCCUUCGAGAGAAAAUCGAGAGGCAAGACAAGGUAUUCAAAGAGCUUACUGACAAACACAGGAAGGAACACGAUGCUCACAAUAGUCAAGUAGAAGGUUUGAAAAUUCGGUUUGCCGAAAGUCAGAAAAAGGCUGAAGAAUUUGAACUAAAGUAUCUACGGUCUCAGAAGCAAAUAGCCGAAAUAAAGGAAGCUCUAAAUAAACGCACUGUCGUUACAGUUGAAGAGCCUGCUUCGGAGUCAUACGAUGCAGUCUCGACAGCUCAACAGCUUUCUGUUGGAAGUAGCAGUACAGCUACUCGAGAUAAUGGUCGUGAUAGGGGGUCUGAUGUUCCGGUGAGUAUUGUUCGAACUCACGGAAAACCAGUGAAAAUAAACGAAGUUAACCUUGGUACAGCGAUUAGAAAUGAGAUUUUGAAAGUACYUAAUAGUGAAGURAUAGAUAGUUUAACUUUGCAAAGGUCCGGUCCGAACUCAGGUUUAGAAUCGAGUAAUUUUUGAGUAAUGAAUCACACUCUGGUGAAACAAUGAAUCCUAGUAGUCAAAACACUGCUCAGACUGGAUGUCAUGACAAUAAUAGUCGGAAUUCAGCCCCAGAUAAUCAGUCUUCAAAUGUUCAAUCCUGAUCAUAGCAUACCCC
Messenger RNA from Polistes dominula (European paper wasp), 1058 nucleotides. RefSeq lists its product as uncharacterized. The record is from RefSeq and is a predicted model, not a curated record. Lineage: Eukaryota; Metazoa; Arthropoda; Insecta; Hymenoptera; Vespidae.